Messenger RNA from Dichotomopilus funicola, 642 nucleotides. RefSeq names its product HIT-like domain-containing protein. NCBI's taxonomy places the organism in Eukaryota, Fungi, Ascomycota, Sordariomycetes, Sordariales, Chaetomiaceae. Gene Ontology annotation, molecular function: catalytic activity. Gene Ontology annotation, biological process: nucleotide metabolic process. The transcript has a single exon. Bases 1 to 642 code for a protein of 213 amino acids. The record is from RefSeq and is a predicted model, not a curated record.
AUGGCGCCUAAAACCUCCAUCACCGUCCCAUCUCCCACCGACUUCGACCCUGGGCUCCCCCGGUCCACGUCGUCCACCUCCCCCGAUUCCGAACCCAGCUGCCCCUUCUGCCACAUCUCCGCCGUCUUCCCACCAUAUAACCCUUCCGACCCGCCAUCACCGACCUCACCAAUCCUCAACCCCGAAUUAACGUCCCCGCAACCGUCGACCUUCAUCAUCCUCUCCACCCCACACCUCGUCGCCUUCCUCGAUAUCAUGCCGCUCUCCGUCGGCCACGUCCUGCUCUGUCCGCGCCCGCACCGUCCCAAACUCACCGACGUCUCCGCCGCGGAAUCCGCCGAGCUAGGCCGUUAUCUGCGGAUCCUGUCUGCCGCGGUCGUGCGCGCGACGGGGAUUCAUGAUUGGAAUGUGGUGCAGAACAAUGGUGCCGCCGCCGCGCAGGUUGUGCCGCAUAUGCAUUUCCAUGUGAUUCCGCGCCCGGAAUUGCGGGACCAGCGCAGUGAGCGGUUUACGGCGACGAUGUUUGGGCGCGGGCAGAGGGAUGAGCUGGAUGAGGAGGAGGGGGUUGCGCUGGCGGAAAGGGUUCGGAGAGCGGUGGCGGAGGUGUUGAGGGCAGACGAGGAGGCUGGGGCGAAGCUGUAG